This is a messenger RNA of Rotaria sordida, 1851 nucleotides long. NCBI's taxonomy places the organism in Eukaryota, Metazoa, Rotifera, Eurotatoria, Philodinida, Philodinidae. The record is from the annotation of a GenBank genome assembly.
AUGACCAGUGAAGAAGACGAAGAAAUUGAAAUGAUUAUGCAGCAAAAGUCUCGAUUCAGUCGUUACAGAUCUCGAGUUCGCGAAAAAAAUAACAUCGAUAUAAAUGAAGCUAUGUCUGUAGAUGAUGUCAGUGAUAUAGAAAUUGAUGAUAUUCAUAUUUCUGACCGACGAAAUGAUUCAUAUGUUGAGAAAGACCCAACAAUUCAUGAUAAUCAAUUUAACACAAAUGAAAGACAAUUUUUUAUUCCAAGAAUUAAUCGAUAUACAUCUGUUGACGAUUAUUUGUCUCAGAUUGAUAAUAACCUUUUAGACGUGUAUGAUAAUGAAGAUUUAGAUAAAAUUAAAUCUGAUGAUUUUUAUCGAUCUGAUGAGGACGAUGCAAAUUCAAAUGUAUUUGAAGCCGAUGUUGAUGAGUUUAUAUCAGGUGAAAAUAACAAUAAGCAGAAAACGUCACAAUUUCAGUCUAAUUCAUCUAAUCAGGAAACAAUGUGUGAUAGUUCACCUAAUGCUACUGAACUUUCGGUAAUGUUAAUUUUUCUUUGGAAAAGACAUUCAUUAAGUAAAGCAGCUAUGGAUGAUAUUUGUCGUAUUUUUAAUUUUUUCAAUAUUCCUAACAUGCCCAAGAAUUUUCGUGGUGUAGUAUCAAAUGUGAAGAAACAUAACAGUACAUUGUUUCAUGGAGUUAGUCAUGCUUCAGGAUCAAGAGUCUUUGUUUUAAAUGACAGCAUUCCUGUGAAACUUCGAAAUAAUGAAUUAUAUGACAAAUUCAUAACAAUGGUGGAUGAUAACCAUGAUGAAAAAGAUCCAUCAAAAGAUAAAGCACGCGGUCAUCGUGGUCCUUGUGCUUUACGUGAAUUACAAUAUUUUGAAAUAGGACAAAGCUUUUGUUAUGAUUCACUUCAUGGUCUUUAUCGUGGUGUUUUUGAAAUACCAUUCCGAAUUCAUCGUUCAGGUACUAAUCAGGUGGAUGAUUCGGCUGUAAUCUAUUCGGAUCAAUCCAAUACACUUCAUCUUGGUAUAAUUGUUGGUAUUGUAAAAUUAAAAACAACUGAUGAAAUUAUAUUUAUAAUUGACAAAGCAAACAUCAAUGGUUGUGAUUCUUUUAAACUGGAUAACAUAGAAUACAUUAAUGAUUUAUAUAUUGAUGCUACUCUUCCUAUGCCACGAGAGACUAUUUCUUUGAAAUUUGAAUUUAUCAAAAGAAAAGUUGCAUAUCGAAUUGAUGAGAAUUCGCGUUUGAUAUGUGGAUUUCAGAUAUUUCCUAAUGUUUUAGAAUCCACGUAAAUAUUUGUCUUUAACUCUUUACUGCGAUUUUAUUUCUUGUUCUAAAUAAAACAUUCACUCACCCUAUUUUUUUUCUCAUCGCUAUUAAAUAAUAAUAUGAAGUCGUUUAAAUUUGUCUUUGACAGAAGCAUGUUCAGAUUUUCAAAAAAAAAUUAUGAAAAUUUCUGUAAUAUCCUUUUCGGAAAUGUGAACACUGCUGGAUCUUGUUGAGGAAUCAGUUUAACGUAUAAAUACCUUCGUACAUGCUAUACAGAUGCUAAAAUAAGCCUGAUUUCUCCAAAUGAAAAUUCUCUGUUUUAAUUGUCAUGAAGUAGUAUGUCGGUAUGAACGCGUUAAAUCCUGUUAAAAAACAAGAUAUAACGAUUUAAAUUUCAACGUACUAAAACUAGUUACAGAACAAACAAAUAAAACGAGUUUUUUAUGCGAAAUUAUCGCGUUAAAAUGUAUCAACAAUUUAGAACGUGAAAUAACUUGUAAAAACUAUCACGAAAACGGAUAACAACGCGUAGAUUUUUUUCUUAAAAUGGAUUUUAACAAGUUCGUAUCAGAGCAACGCGUUUUAACGUA